This is a messenger RNA of Macroventuria anomochaeta, 856 nucleotides long. RefSeq lists its product as uncharacterized. Gene Ontology annotation, cellular component: nucleus. Bases 404 to 856 code for a protein of 150 amino acids. The transcript has 2 exons. Gene Ontology annotation, molecular function: RNA polymerase II transcription regulatory region sequence-specific DNA binding; DNA-binding transcription activator activity, RNA polymerase II-specific. NCBI's taxonomy places the organism in Eukaryota, Fungi, Ascomycota, Dothideomycetes, Pleosporales, Didymellaceae. Gene Ontology annotation, biological process: regulation of transcription by RNA polymerase II. The record is from RefSeq and is a predicted model, not a curated record.
UUCCUUUGACGAGUUCCUAGAUUUCACCAGCGGGUAUCAGGACCCGCUCUUUGACAUUUCGCAAUGCAGUAUACCUCAGCAAACAUGCAGUUCUUCCCAAGCCUACGCGUCGUCGCUUUCUUCUCACCGCGACAACUGGGAAAAUCUACCAAGCCACCAUGGACAGCCACCUAUUAGUUGGGACGAGAACUUAAGCUUUACCACUGCCGAUUCUAGCAGUGCACUUCUUGAUACCUCACUUCCCUUGGCUUCCACUUCCUCGUUCUCCACUUUGACUACUACCGACGACACUAUCUACGACGCUACGAACUGGAACUCUCUUUCUCUAACUUCUGCUGGCACUGAGCAGUUUUCUGGCAAUGCUCUUCAACAGGGCCUCAUUUCUGGAGAUAGUCUACUUGUCAUGACCACCGAAGAGCAAAUCAAACUCCUAACUAUGGCACCUGCUACACAAACAUCAUUCGGCACGAGCAUGUCUACCCCGAUGGAGCCCAGUAAGAAGCCUAUCACCGCGCGCUGUCAAUUCAUACUUACGAAAGCAGAUCGUUCUCAGUCCGGUUCCUCAUCGACAAGUCUCCACAACCGGAACUCUUACUCACCAGAACAAUCUCCGCACACUAGAUUGUCAACUUCAACUAAGAGCAGUCCUUCGACUGAACCUCCCUCUAAGAUCGAGAAGCGUAAAGCCAACACCCUUGCGGCUCGCCGGUACCGGCAAAAGCGCGUUGACCAGAUGUCUGGUCUUGAGGCUGAGCUUAAGGAAGUCAAGGCCGAACGUGACGAAUGGAAGGUCCGCUGUGCUAAGCUUGAGGGCGAGGUCGAGGCUCUUCGUGCGCUCCUCCGCUCGCAGAAGUAA